This is a messenger RNA of Ziziphus jujuba (common jujube), 2423 nucleotides long. Its product is annotated as calcium-dependent protein kinase 2. Gene Ontology annotation, cellular component: nucleus; cytoplasm. NCBI's taxonomy places the organism in Eukaryota, Viridiplantae, Streptophyta, Magnoliopsida, Rosales, Rhamnaceae. Gene Ontology annotation, molecular function: ATP binding; calcium ion binding; calmodulin binding. The transcript is spliced from 8 exons. The coding region runs from base 401 to 2044 and encodes 547 amino acids. The record is from RefSeq and is a predicted model, not a curated record. Gene Ontology annotation, biological process: intracellular signal transduction; peptidyl-serine phosphorylation; protein autophosphorylation.
CCUGUUUCUUCUUUGUAGGUUGUGAAAAGUUCAACAAUUCCACUUAAUUGAAUAGUUGACCCAGUUCUAUUUGUAUCGUUCAGCCCUAGUUUAUUUACGUUUAGGCCCUUCCAAAACUCAAUCCAAAGUUGCCUUCUUUUUUCAUCACAUUCUCUGCAUAUUCUCUCAAAUUCCUUUCUGGGUUUUCAUUUUUCUGACCUCUCCAUCAAGAUAACGACUCGAAGUUCAUUCUUUUUGAUCCCUCUGAUCCAAAAAUAUUUUCCUCUUCUGAAACUCAAUAUAAAUCUGGUUUUUUUUUUAGUCAACUUUAGUCAAUCACCAAGUCUCUCUGAUCCAGAACCUCCAUUGAUCUCAUCCCCUUGAAUUUGCAGAAAUAUAGCUCCCAAGACAAUAAGAAGAUAUGGGUUGCUUUUUGAGCAAAGGCAAAGAUCCAGAGCCACAGUAUAAUGGUUAUAGAUCGGGAGGAGGUGGUGGUGGUGGAGCUCGCUAUGAAAAGAUCCAUGAACCUGUUCACCAAUCCAAAGCCGCAGUUCAGCAACCCCAGCAAUUACCUGAAAAACGUACUGUAGCAGCAGCCCAUCCAGAAUACCAAUCAACAGGGAAGCCAUCGGUUUCUGCUCCUGUUCGUAGCCCAAAACAUGUUGUCAGGUCGGAUACAAUUCUUGGCAAACCAUAUGAAGAUGUCAAACUGUUCUACAGCAUGGGAAAAGAAUUGGGUAGAGGUCAGUUUGGUGUGACUUAUCUUUGUACUGAGAAUUCAACAGGGCGUCAAUUCGCUUGCAAGUCUAUAUCAAAGAGGAAGCUUGUCAGCAGGAAUGAUAAAGAGGAUAUUAAGAGAGAGAUUCAGAUUAUGCAGCAUUUGAGUGGGCAGCCUAAUAUCGUUGAGUUCAAGGGUGCUUAUGAGGAUAAGCAGUCGGUCCAUCUUGUUAUGGAGCUUUGUGCUGGUGGUGAGCUCUUUGAUCGGAUUAUUGCCAAGGGUCAUUACACUGAAAGGGCAGCUGCUUCUAUAUGUCGGUCAAUUGUUAAUGUUGUCCAUAUCUGCCAUUUCAUGGGUGUUAUGCAUAGGGACCUCAAGCCUGAAAAUUUCUUGCUAUCUAGCAAGGAUGAAAAUGCCCUUUUGAAGGCAACAGAUUUUGGGUUGUCGGUGUUCAUAGAAGAAGGAAAGGUGUAUCGGGAUAUAGUUGGGAGUGCUUACUACGUUGCUCCUGAGGUACUAAAGCGCAGAUAUGGCAAAGAAACUGACGUUUGGAGUGCUGGAGUUAUAUUGUACAUUUUACUUAGUGGUGUACCUCCAUUUUGGGCUGAAACCGAGAAGGGGAUAUUUGAUGCCAUAUUGCAAGGAGAUAUUGAUUUUGACAGUCAACCAUGGCCAACUAUAUCAAGCAGUGCGAAGGACCUUGUCAGGAAGAUGUUGACCCAGGAUCCCAAAAAGCGUAUCACUUCGGCUCAAGUGCUGGAGCACCCAUGGAUAAUUGAAGGUGGAGAAGCAUCAGACAAGCCAAUUGACAGUGCAGUCCUUUCCAGGAUGAAGCAAUUCAGAGCAAUGAACAAACUGAAAAAACUUGCACUGAAAGUCAUUGCAGAAAAUCUUUCUCAAGAAGAAAUCCAAGGUCUGAAGCAAAUGUUUACAAACAUGGACACUGAUAACAGUGGCACCAUCACCUACGAUGAGCUGAAGGCAGGAUUAACCCGACUUGGCUCUAAGCUCACUGAGGCUGAAGUCAAGCAGCUCAUGGAAGCUGCUGAUGUGGAUGGGAAUGGAACAAUUGACUACAUUGAAUUUAUCACUGCUACAAUGCACAGACACAGACUAGAGAGGGAAGAACAUCUUUUCAAAGCCUUUCAAUAUUUUGAUAAGGACAAUAGUGGGUUUAUCACAAGGGAUGAAUUAGAAUCAGCAAUGAAAGAAUAUGAUAUGGGUGAUGAUGCCACAAUCAAGGAAAUAAUAUCAGAAGUUGACGCAGAUAAUGAUGGUAGGAUCAACUAUUCUGAAUUUUGUACAAUGAUGAGAAGUGGAACCCAGCAGCAGGGAAAACUCUUCUAGAUGGCAACAAGCCAAAAAUUCCACACCAGAACAAACUUGCGAGUGGCACUUUGAGCCAUACUAUUAGGAAUCCUUGUUCCAAACGCUUUCAAUCGUAGGGUAGAUGUUUGCCACUAUCAACCUGAGGUUUUCAAUUUGGAUUGCUUUUGAAUUUACAAUUACCAUCAGUUGUGCAUAAGAAGUCAUCAAUUAAUUUUGUAUAAUUUUUUUUUUCUGUUUUUUUCUUUUUUAAUUUAUUUUGGUUCGUUGAUGGUUGGAGGAGUUCCUAUUUGAAGAGAAAAUGUACUAUGUGUUAUAGCUACUAGCCCUGGAAAGCCUUUCUUAAAUUUUCUCAAACCAGUGGUGAUAUAUCAGCAUGGCAUUAAAUUUUAGUCAUGAA